GAAAGUAUCAGUGACUGUGAUAACUUGCGCGAGCUAUCGGUGCGAGACAACGUAUUCUGCCAAGAAGAAGAGAGUCUAUCCACUUUAGCCAAAAAGGUGAAGGAAAAAAUCCCCAAAAUCGUCUGUCUGAACUCGACUUUCAUCGAUACUCUACUGAACUCGGACAGGAUUUCGAAAACACAAAACGGUAUCACCCAUCAACGUGAAAUUUACAAACUGAUCGAGGACCAACUAACUCAUCUUACUACACUGACAGCACCGCUGGAAGAGUCACUGCAUAGAAGCUUCAGUGCCCUACAGGAUGUGCUCAGUCGACUCGAUCUCGAAGAGAGUGCGGAAGAAUCGCAGGAAUUGGCCACAGAAGAUCAGCUAGAAAAGGAUCCUCUAGAGCUUAUUGAAGAUUGCCUAACUCCAAAAGCCUCCCCAGCUGCGGGCGACCUCAUCUGA
Molecule: messenger RNA, 447 nt
Organism: Echinostoma caproni
Lineage: Eukaryota; Metazoa; Platyhelminthes; Trematoda; Plagiorchiida; Echinostomatidae
Source: the annotation of a GenBank genome assembly